Messenger RNA from Eleginops maclovinus (Patagonian blennie), 8778 nucleotides. Its product is annotated as nuclear factor of activated T-cells 5-like. Gene Ontology annotation, cellular component: transcription regulator complex. The coding region runs from base 224 to 4771 and encodes 1515 amino acids. Gene Ontology annotation, biological process: calcineurin-NFAT signaling cascade; cytokine production; regulation of transcription by RNA polymerase II. NCBI's taxonomy places the organism in Eukaryota, Metazoa, Chordata, Actinopteri, Perciformes, Eleginopidae. The record is from RefSeq and is a predicted model, not a curated record. The transcript is spliced from 12 exons. Gene Ontology annotation, molecular function: RNA polymerase II cis-regulatory region sequence-specific DNA binding; DNA-binding transcription factor activity, RNA polymerase II-specific; transcription factor binding.
AUGUGUCUCCUCUCAGCAAAGACGCACACACUAACGGGAAAGGUGUUAGUUAGCGGUUUUUUUAUAUUGAAAGUUUUGUUUUUGUCGUCUUGAGGCUGUUUAGAUGUUGUACUCUGUAUAUUAAACAUUCCGCUUGUUAAACGCAAUAUUUAUUGGUCAGGAGCAGCCGACUUCGUUUCUCCUAAAGAGUGUCCGCUUCCCCUCCCCUCGAUGAAGCGCUGCGAUGCCCUCUGAUUUUAUAUCCCUCCUUAGCUCGGAUUUCGACCUCAAUUCUCCCAAAUCUCUAUAUUCAAAAGAGUCGGUAUAUGACCUCCUCCCCAAAGAGCUCCAGCUCCAGCCGUCGUCCACCCAGACAGACCCACCCACCAUGAGCCAACAAAGUGGGGGAGAGGCGGGACCUCCCCCCUCUGCAGCCGUGGCUUCAGAUGCCACCUCUUCCACCUCCAGCCCCUCUGCCUCUUCCUCCCUGGCUAUGGGAGCCUCGUCCUCUGGUUCCUCUACCUCCUCCUCAGACCAUCUCAAGGCUCCCCAGCAUCUCCACUCCACUGGUGAAGAUGGAGCUGGAGCUGCAGAGACUCAAGGUAUGGAGGGUGCUGUAUCGGCCCCCAGCAGAGGCAACAGUGGAGCAAACACUGCAACAGGAGACAUAGGGUCAGGAGUGUUGUCAGGGCCAGGAGUCCAGCAGCCUCAGAACACCCCGUCCAAACGGAGGCCUGUGUUGAACAUAUCCCCCCCGCCCGAGGACCUCUUUGACGACAGCCAGAUGUCCUGCCAAGAGGAGCCAUCAGUUUCUGCUCCAACGGGUCCGGAUUCAGAGCAUAGCAGCAGCAUGUGGGCCGAUGACUCUGUCUCCAACUUCAGCUUGCUCAGCUCCGUGUCCUACAACGACAACACAGAGGUGCCACGCAAGUCUAGGAAACGUACCCCCCGCCAACGGCCUGGGCCCAAACCAGCCCCUCCAGAGGACAGCAUGGACGUGUUCGAUGCUGACAGCGCAAAGGCCCCUCACUUUGUCCUGUCCCAGCUGGGCACAGACAAAACCAGUCCCAGCUCUCUUGAGUCAGGGACAGCAGUGAAGGGUGGGUCACUGUCUACUCAGUACCCCCAGAGGAGUGAUGGGAAAGAGCUGAAGAUCCUGGUGCAGCCAGAGACCCAGCACAGAGCUCGCUAUCUGACCGAGGGCAGCAGAGGUUCUGUCAAAGACCGCACACAGCAGGGAUUCCCCACUGUCAAGUUGGAAGGCGUGAAUGAACCAGUUGUGCUGCAGGUGUUUGUAGCAAAUGAUGCUGGCAGAGUGAAGCCUCACGGGUUCUACCAGGCGUGCAGAGUAACGGGACGCAACACCACUGCCUGCAAGGAGGUGGACAUUGAAGGCACCACUGUAAUCGAGAUCCCUCUGGAGCCCAGCAGCGAUAUGACACUCGCGGUAGACCGUGUAGGAAUUCUGAAGUUGCGUAAUGCAGACGUGGAGGCCCGUAUUGGUGUGGCAGGGUCCAAGAAGAAGAGCACACGUGCCAGGCUGGCAUUCAGAGUCAACAUCCCCCAACCUGAUGGAUCCGUCCUUACUCUACAGGUCACCUCUUCACCCAUCCUCUGCACCCAGCCAGCAGGAGUGCCAGAGAUCCUGAAGAAGAGUCUUCACAGCUGCUCAGUGAGAGGAGGAGAGGAAGUUUUUAUCAUUGGAAAGAACUUCCUCAAAGGAACCAAAGUCAUUUUCCAAGAGAAUAUUGCAGACGAUAGCUCCUGGCAAGCUGAGGCUAAGAUUGACAUGGACCUUUUCCAUCAGAACCAUUUGAUAGUGACAGUCCCUCCGUUCCAAAACCAGUCCAUCACUUCUCCCAUUUCUGUGGGAAUCUACGUGAUGACCAAUGCUGGUAGAUCACAUGAAGCCCAACCCUUCACUUACAAUCCAGACCCAGCUGAUAACUCAGAAGUCCGGACAAUAAAAACAGAGGGACCCUCUCUAGUCAGCACAUGUAUAUUUGAUUGCCAGAUCAAAUCUAUAUCUUCUGAGCAAACUGACAGCUCUGCUCCUCCUUCCAAACGGCAAGAAGACACACCAAUGGAAGUGUCUAGCAAUCCCCCUCCCACAGAGGUCUUUAAGCCAUCCCCUGACCCUCUUGUCGUGGUGCAGCAGACACUGGAGCUCAGCUCUAAUCCUCAUCCAGGUGGGGAGUCCUUUCAGAGCCCAAUGCCCCUACAACAUGAAGAUGUGGAGCUCUCCCAGGCGCCCCCUGUCUUUCCUAGCCUUGAGUCUCUCAGCACCAUACAGAAGCAAGACAUUACCCCCACAACCUCGUUCCCAGUGCCGGGGGAUACCACAAUCCCCCCUGUUACACCAGAAGUCCCUCAGCAAUUUCUCAGAGAUCCUCAGGACAGCGUACCUCCUGAGAGUUCAAACAGUGGCGGAGGGGUCGUAGUCUUGGCCAUGUCCCAGAUAGCGACUCCCUCUCAGCCCCAGCAGUCACAGGUCCCCCUAUUCCCCCAGGAUGGGGUGACCCAGCUGGAGAGGGCAGUAAGAGAGCUACAGGCGGGAGGAAACACCACCUUCCAGCAGGUGUUGGAGGCGGCUGUAGCCCAGCAGCAGCUAAACUCUGUGCUGUACAGCCCCACCCCCUCUGCAGACACCCUUCAGCAGCAUGUCCAGGAGAACAUGAAUAGCCUUAGAUUGGGAAACACAGAUAAUACACUCUCGACACAGCAACAGCUACAAAUACAGCAGCAGCAGCAGCAGCAGAUGCAACAACAACAGCAAAUGCAACAGCAGCAGCAGAUACAACAGCAACAACAGAUGCAACAGCAGAUGCAACAGCAACAACAAAUACAACAGCAACAACAAAUACAACAGCAGAUGCAACAACAACAACAACAAAUACAGCAACAGUUUCAACAGCAUCCACACUUGCAGCAACAUCAACUCCUUGGUAACCUUCAGCAGCAGCAGCAGCAAGGUCUUGGCAACAUGCAGAUUCAACAACCACAACAACUUAUAUUACAGCCACAAGACCAGCAGCAACUACAGCAGCAGCAAAUGAUAGAGAAUAUUCAGCAGCAACAGCUGCAGCAAAAUCAGCAACAGCAAGUCCUUAACAGCAUCCAACUUCAGGAUCAGCAACAACAAAAUCAAAUACUUACCAAUUUACAGCAACAUCAGCUACAGCAGCAGCAUCAGCAGCAGCAGCAACAACAACAACAACAACAACAACAGCAAAAUCAAGCAUUGAGCAACUUGCAACAACAACUGCAGGAGCAGCAGGUGUUGGAGAAUUUGCAGCAGCACCUUCAGGCUGAGUUGCUUCAGCCCCAGAUCCACUCCGCUCCCCAAGUCCAGCAGCCAGUGUCCCUGCUUCAACAGACUGGAGAGCUGCUCACCAUUCAGACCAGCUUCCCCACACAACCCCCGACCCACACAUCUCCCCCACAGCAGCUCUUUCAAUCGCCACGGCCCCUCGCUGAGACCCAGAGCCCCCAACAGCAGGUCCAGGCUGCCAUGCUCCAAAACACACUGACAGUUCUGACCAGUGGCAGUCUCAACUCAGAGCAGCAGCCUACAGGGUCGACCCUAUACCUUUCUCCAAACCCUCAGCCCCAACAACAGCAACCGCAGCUGACUUUCAUCUCCUCCAUGGAGACCUCUAACAGCCAGCCCCAGUCCGUUGCAAUGUUUCAGAACCAACCCCAAACUCAGCUUUCCCAAAUGCAGCAACAGAGCACCCCCAUGGAGCAGCAGCAGUCUCCACAGCAGAACCAACAACAGCAACCACAGCUUCCAAUGGGCCAGCAGGGCUCCCUGUUCCAAAGUAUCCAGAACCACUCUCAGCCUAACACCGUCUCUCAAAGCCAGCUCUCCCAGCCCCAGCAGGCAGGUCUCCUGCUCUGCACCACAGAUCUUAACCCCCAGGCUAUUCCCCCAACGAUUCUCUUCAGCACCCAAACACAAGGCCCUUCCCAGAUGGGGAGCAUUAGCGUUGGGAUCCAGCAGUCUGACUCAGCAGAGCCCAUGUCCUUCCAAGACCAGAGCUCCUCAGGCGGAGGAAACACAUCUUCCGCUGAGAGCCGGCAGCAGAGCCUGUUCCAGGAACAGCAGCCAAUGCAAGUGGGUUUAAGUUCCAGCAGCGUCCAGAGCAGUCAGCCUGUGGAGCUGUUCCUGCCACAGACAUCUCUGUCCAGCCUGCAGAGCACUAUUGGCUCACAGGAGCUGAACAACCAGGCUCCAUCCCCUGGCACGACCAUAUUUGUGGUCCAGGGCAGUGUGGGUGUGGUAGCCAACCCUGGCCAGCAGCCCCCGGAGCAGCUUUUCCAGACAACCGUGGGUGGAAAUGUGGCUGCACAAGGACCGGCCAACCUGUUUGUGUUUGGCAUCCAGAAUGACCCACCCCAACUGCUCAAUUCCUCCGGACCUGCCCUCGCUGCUCAAGGCCCGCCUCAGAGCUCUAAUCACAUGCAGCCUCUGUUGGACCAGCCGAUGGGCCAAGCUGCCUCCACAAUGCCAUCUAACAUGCAUAGCAGCUUACAGAGCACCCUCGAGGCCCAAAUGCAGUCAAGCUUAGAGAGCGCCAUGCAGACCAGCCUACAGAAUGCGAUGCAGACAAACACACAAACAGCUCUGCAGUCCAGUUUACAGGCAACCAUAGAAACAAGCCUGCCGACUCCAAUGCAGACCAAUCUACAGACACAGGGCAGCUUACAGAAUCAAUUGCAGGCCUCAAUAUCUGCGUCGUCCAACAUGGAUAAAUUUGAGGACAUACUGGAAAGCCUGCAAAAGCAGUGAAAAGUGUUUGGACCAUGUUGCCACUAAGGAGAGUGAGUGGAAUGUAGCCUAUACUUAUACACCCUAACAAAGACCAGAGAGCGGUGGUCUAUGAUGUUUUGUGAAAUGCCACAAAACUUAGAAAGCAAUUAGAUAUUUAAUAAUUAAAAGCCCGUUUACCUAAAACCUAAAUUAUGAGCUCUUGCAAUUGUUUUUAUGGAAUAUUUAUAAUUGUUAUAGCCUACAUACAUCCAUCGUCCUUGAAUCGAAGAAUACGCCUUUGUUAUUACCCCUCUCGCAGGAUCAGAGAGGCCUGUAAUAACUGCUUUAUCCAUCAGUCUCAGAAAUGCAGUGUAUUGUUGUUAGAGGUUUUUGAAUAAUAUGAGCCUAAGAGAUGAUGAUAAAAAAACCUACCAGGUUAGGUGGAAAAACUGGAAAGGGAUAAAGAAUGUCAGCAACAGGGAGACGGGAAUAGUAUUGUCAGAGUAGGCGGAGUAGAUAAAACAGCCAGCGAUGAAGUGAAUAUCAGAUUGUGUCAGAUAUAAGCUGAAUCUCAUUUUAUGAGUGUAAAGACUUCAAGCCCAAUAUGAGGGGAAGAGAUGUGAGAGGUGUUUUUGUCUGUUCGUCAUGUGAAUAUCAUUUACCUGGCAUAAUAGGGAUGGAAUAAGGUCGCCACUCAAUUGAAUCUAAUGACAUGGAUAACGUAGGAUAUUUUGCAGUUAAUUAGACCCUGGUUUUGCAAACGUAAACAAUUUAAAUAAAAUCUACUCUAAGAGUAGAGACUAACAAAUUAAGUACAUUUGUAAAAUGUUUGCCUCCACAAUAUGUGCUUAACAUGAGCAGACUCUAGUAGCACAGAGUUUGAGCAUUGAUCGACUCCACACAAAAAAAACUCACUCACCAAAAUGGUGAUCAGUCAAUACAUUCUGGUAUUGUAGGGGGUUCCCCCAUGUGCAAAAAAAAAGAGGGACUAUCAAACACUCACAAAUGAGAUUCCCCCUUGUGAUAACUGUGACUUGGCCCUUUGGUUUUGGCUCCUCCCAGUAUUUUCAUAGGUCAAGGCGUCAUUACUGGGCUUGCAGAAGCUUUCUUGGUCAAAUUUUAGGAAGCAUUCAACUAUGUAGUGUGUGUAUACUUUUUUGUUUUGAAAAAUUGGUAACUUUUACCAAUUUAAUGUGGAUAGAAAGAAACGUUCCACUUGUGAAAAUGGAGUGUUGUGUGGUUUUAUAAACAUUUUAUCUCAAGCACUUUAUAACCUCUAGCUAAUCCUUAUAUUCGUCCACAGCUCUCUACUGACACAGCUGAAUUUGUACUCGGAAAUAUCCAGUUAAAAAAACGAAAAAUAUAACACAGCAGUUGUCUUUGUAAAGGUAAAUACAUCCUAACCAAUUAUUUUUACAUUUUAUCUUGUCUGAAUAUUUUUGAGGUCUAUGACAACUUUGUAUAGGAUGUCUACUCACUGUUGAAUUCCUCUUUGUAUUCAGUCUGUGGUCCAGUCUAAACAAACAGCCAUUCCCACAAAAGCAUUGUCAAUGUUCAGUGUCUGAGUGGUAAGUAGGCCUUUGUGUUUUAGACACUGACAAAACACCCUAACAUUUUUCUUUAGUUGGUCCAUUUGAAAUGAAGGAGUUUUCAUCGUAUUGUUAUUUGUACUAUUUACUGUUCAAUCUGUCACUUGAGACUGUUUCACCUUGUGUUGUGUUAGAUAUUUAAGUUUUCGUCUCAGUGUUGGUACCGUGUGCAGGCCGGCGCCGUGUGAAGUUGGCAUCCAGUGACCGUCCCAUGUGUUGUGAACAGGGGCUCACUGGUAAAUGAAAUCUCUGUUACAUAGAGGCCGCCAUUUUGACCUAUGGUGCUAUGUGCAGGAGUGGUGGGCACUUCUGAUUUGAUGUUAGUACAUAACAGUUUAUACUUAUCUUUAUAGCACUGACAAUAAUUGUUAGUUUUGAAGCGCAUUGAGUCUAGAGCUGGCUGUUGUUGUGGGGUCAGACUGGAGCGCACCCAGGCAUACCAAAGCUCCUGUUGUGAAUCAUUUUGUCUCAUACAUGUCCUUGCAAAUGUUAUCAUGUUUACUCAUUCGUACUUACUCAUUUAAGUUAUGCAGCUCUUACAUGGAUAGUAAUUCAGCAUGUGUUUUUGAGUGCAAGAUUUAUAAAAGAUACGUAAAGGUACUUUGUGUCAUGGAUCAGUUUUCCUCUAAACAUUUCCACCAAUUUGAUACAUUACAUUACUCUAUUUUUUGAUGCAAAAUAUAACGGCUGUACUUUCCAUAUCUAUAAAAGUGGCCAAUGUUGGCAUUAUCAAAAAGCCAAUUUUUGAGAAUAAUUCGAAUGUUAGAAUAGUGUUGCUCACAUAUGCAUUUGUUUACAUUUUCAUAGUCAUACUAUUUUUUCCUGCAGCUGUUAGUGAUCCAUUUUAAAGUAACUUAUCUUUUUUAGAAUUUUGUAUCCAUGUAUCAAAAUGCAGAGUAUUUUUGUAAAACUAAACUUUUUGGUUUAUGCUCAUAGCACAGAAUAUAUCAUUGCUGGUAUGUUUUCCUGAAAUGAAGCGCAGGUUUAUUGUGAAGUGUGUGACUGAAAUUAGUAAUGUAAUUAAGUGGACAUCAAGCAAAUAUGUUGGAACUUAAUUCUACUGUUUUUAAAAAUGACUUUACCCAACCUGUAUAACAUAAUACAUGGGCUAGGUUUUUCUUGUGUGUGUUUGUUUUUUAUGUCAUGCAUCUCAAAUGGCACUUUGACUCAUCCAUUAACUGUAGAUCAGGUUAGAGCGCAGUAGUGAUGUUUCCAAGCAUUCCAGCCCUCUUGGGGGAGUUUAAGAGCACAUGAUGUUGCGGAAGAAGUGCGGAAAAGUAAUGCCUCUUAAAGCCAUACCAACACAGAAAGCCAACCUGUGACUUCAGUUUCAUGAAUGUAAAUUUUACCUCAUGGUGUGGACAUAGAGCUUACUCUACAUCUAACAUCGGACCAAUUACAGUUUUAAAGAACAUAUAUUUUGAGGCAGAAGGGGAGGGUGGGGGUGGCACCAACUGUCAUUUGUAUCACUGUACAUUUGUCGGAUUUUUUCGUCUUGGAUUGUGGUGUAAUCUCAUGUUUUUUCACAUCCAGUUUCAUUUUGAGCAAUCCAGGAUGCUCAGUCUGACUCUUCGAAUAGCCACUUCCACCUGAAAAAAAAAACAUGUGAAACAUUAAUUUAAAAGGUGGUGAAGAUAGCACACAAAUCUUUACAAAAUAUCAGUUUUGUCCUUCAUUCAUGUAAUGAAUAUCCAUGUAUAUUUAAAUGUGAAAUAUACUGCAGGGGUAUCUUGAAUUUCAAUUGUGAUGCUUUCAACAGAACUUUGUGUGCCUUGAUAACUUAACUGUUACUCUGCUUUGUUUACUGGUGUCCCUUUCGUGUCAUAGCUAUUUGGCUCCUUGUCCUUUUUCUUCUCUAGGACUGUUGAACAUCAAGACACCUUUAUGUGGUUGAAUCUUUAUUUCUAAACACAAGCAUUACCAUAGCCCAUACAGACAUAUUUUAUUUCAACAACAUCGUGCAGCUUCACCAGUGAAUUGUCAACUUGUUUGUUACUUUCUGUUGAAAAUGUUUUUCAUGCCUCAUGAGAUUUGUACAUGUGAGGCAAAAGGGACGAGACCAUGGAGAUUGUUUUAUGGAGAGCUAUCUUGUGUUGAUGUGCUUGUCAACAUUACUAUUGUUGCUGUGAACUGCUUGAUCAAAAGGAGCAACCAUGAUAAAUUAACUGUUAAUUGCCAAUAGUGUGAGCUGUAUCUUGUGUGUAAUCAGUCAGCUCACUUUUCCUAGUUCGCUUUCUAUUUCACAUUCUCCAACAGUUUUGUUGUAUCCGUUCUGUGUAGCUUGAGCUUUAGUAUCUAGCCUUAAGACCCCGCAGUCGGGAUAAAGGUCAACCCCAGUGUGUUAUCAUACAUCUGAACUAUUAUUAACAUGUACUUUGCCUUGGUCUGGACAUUUGUAUACUCUUCUGUUUAUAUCUGUAAUCCUGCUGCUACAUUAAAUGAAUUAAUAAAAAUGUC